Messenger RNA from Westerdykella ornata, 1446 nucleotides. RefSeq lists its product as uncharacterized. The coding region runs from base 348 to 986 and encodes 212 amino acids. Lineage: Eukaryota; Fungi; Ascomycota; Dothideomycetes; Pleosporales; Sporormiaceae. The transcript is spliced from 3 exons. The record is from RefSeq and is a predicted model, not a curated record.
UAUGCAUCAUCGGAACCGCGCAGGCGGAACAUCUACGAACUGGCUAUGACGUCGAGACUGCACGUAUACUGUAUUAUUGUCGAAUGCAUUCACCAUCUAGCAAUUUGUCGCGCGAGAGCAGGGCAACACGUCCUCACGUAUCGCCCCGUUGCUCCAUUGUCCGAAAAAGAGAAGUGGCUGGCUCAAAGCUGAAAGAGAUCAAUUUCGAACUCCGAACUUGGUUAACCCUUCAAUCAUAUGUUCCGCAUGAUCCUAUAUAGUCGGCUGCUCACCGCCGUGAGAAUUACAUUUCUCCUGCUUCAAUCUUCGGCGCGUGGGUCUCUAUUUCUAUACUAGUGUCAAACACCAUGCGCUCGGUAUUGCCUUUCGUUUCCGUUAUUGGCUUCGCCUCUGUCAUCCUGGGUUUUGUACCGCCGGAGCAUCAGAUGCUGGGUAGCCUCGCCGCAAGAGAAUCCGAACAUGCAAAUGUAUCAGUAGAUCCGUGUCUGCUAGCCGAUGACUUGGCUGUAAAUCGCAGUCUUCGUUUGUCAAGUUGGUUGGAGUGUCGGGUAAACGGUUUCUUCCCAUAUCCCGCCAACGGUGCAUGGGACACCGUAUUCGCGCAAACCUUUUCACCUUCCCUGCUAGCCACAUUCAAUACAACCCACCACUACAACUAUACCGGCUGGCUAGAACUCUACCACAGCAUAAACGUCACACUAGGGCAAAACUUCGCCCCCUUCAAACACGGCUUCACCCACACGCUCGCCAUCCCCAACGACAAUGGAGACUGCGGCGGCACAGUUUACAUGAUUGGUUGGGAAGGCGGAUAUCACGUCCGUUCGAAACAGGAAUUCUACGCUACCGACGCGGCGUUUGCGGUGGUCGAGAACGUGGGUGGCGGAGAGAGGAAGAUUACCGAGUUCAGAGAGAGUGCUAAUAUUUGGAAUACGGCGCCGCUGCCGAAACCGAAUGAGUGGACCUGUGGGUUUGCGGCGGAUCAUUGACCGAUGGACUAAUUGCAUGCUCGGUCGAUGAUGUAUGGGCAGUGUAGUGCAUGUCUACUCAGAAUUUGCUAGUUCCCAGGUCAGAGGGCCUUUGGACCUAGAUGGUGGCGUAUUCAUCCCUCUAUUUUUGUGCCUUCGUAUUGGAGCACAGCACGGAUAUACGUGGAAAGUCGUUUUUAGAACUUUGAUGUCGGAGUACGUCGGUCCUGUGGCUGCAGGUUUAUGCAAGGAAUAUGCCCAUCGUAAACCUUCACAUGUAACCACCGGAUUGGAAUACAUCCCGGAGCCAUCUCCUCUGUACAAUUUAUUCUUACUCGUGUGUCUCCAGCAGCUUUCCUGUGGCAUUCGGUUUCGCAUUCGCAUACACAGGAGCUGCAUGUUCUUCUGCAGAGGGUCAGUGACACAGAAAACGACCUAACUUCGGGCGAUUAAAUAGAUGUUGAUUUUGAUUUGGUGUCAC